UGUUGCCCGAGGGCACCACGUUGGUGACCCCUGGUCUAGUCUCUCAACUUUAUGCACCGUAAUUCAACAGCUAUUUGCACUACUGCUGUACAUCAUUAAUGUUGUCCUGAACACUGCUGUAUGUUUCUAUAUGCACUAUUGGUUGGAUGCUGAGUGCAUUUCAUUUGUCUCUGCACUCUGUCCAUGACAAUAAAAGUUUAACCUGGGCUUUUUUUUUUUUCUAACCUAAUAAAUGCUCACACGUACAGAUUUAAUGGUGGGCUGUAGUGGAGGAGGUUUAACAGGCAUGCAUUAGCACGCCAUGAGAAGGAGAAAAAGGCAUCUUAUACAGGAUAAUCCAUAUAUCGAGCGUAUGUUCAGUAUAGUCUCCCUGCGGCUUCCUACUCUUUCAUUGCAUCUCUCUCUCUCUCUUCCACUAUCCCCCUCUUUUUUCCCCUCCGCUUUGUAUUGGAACAUCCGGGUCUUUCCCGCUGGCUCGGCGCCGCUCCGCUCUCCCCGCAGCAGAAGCCAUUUUGGACUCAGUUCAGUUUCUCCGCGUGUCAGUACGGGACCGUGUCCGUCAUCACGGCCAAGGAAGGAAACCCGCAAACCGAGGGGAGAGCGUUAGCGAGCGCGUGGCUUGUUUCUUGUCCUCUUUAUUUGUUUUUGUUUAGUUUUUUUUCCCCCUCCUCUCUUGUCGUAGUACAGUGUUUCGUGUUGGCGCUUUGAGCGUGCAUGCAUGUGCGCGCGCGCGUGUGUGUGUGUGUGUGUGUGUGUUGCGCGCGCGCCCCCUCCAUGGAUGUGUCCGUCUUCUGAAGUUAACCGCGAGCUCGUGCGCUGCCGGGUUUUUUUUUUCUUUUUUUUUCUUUUGGGCUCGCGCACUCCACACGGUGUACAGGCAGGAAAGGCAGGCCGCUUCUGGGGUUGUGUGCCGGCUGGGUGUUUCUUUGUAUCCGUGUGUAUGAGUGUGUCCCCCCUCUUGUGCUCAGUGUUUAAAUGUUACUAACGAAGGGGAGAUUAAAAGAGCAAAAUCCGCUGCGCUGCUUUUCCAAAAAGAGGAAUAUGAUCGCACCCUGGCUGACUUUUGCACUUCUUUUGGGAACUUUUGGUGCAGUACCCAGCCAUGGAGAGGUGGAGACGAGAGAGUGUUUGUACUACAACAUCAACUGGGAGAUUGAGAAAACCAACCAGAGCGGCGUGGAGCGGUGCGAAGGCGAGAAGGACAAACGCUCGCACUGCUACGCUUCGUGGCGAAACAACUCGGGAACCAUCGAGCUUGUGAAGAAAGGGUGCUGGUUGGAUGACUUCAACUGCUAUGACAGGCAAGAGUGUGUGGCCACGGAGGAGAACCCUCAGGUGUUCUUCUGUUGCUGUGAAGGCAGCUUCUGCAACGAGAGGUUCACCCACCUCCCUGACGUGAGCGGACCAGUAAUCGAGCCCCCUCCUGCUGCACCCUCUCUGCUGAACGUGUUAGUGUACUCCCUGCUCCCAAUCACCAUGCUGUCCAUGGCUCUGCUGUUGGCCUUCUGGAUGUACCGUCACCGCAAGCCACCCUACGGCCAUGUCGACAUCAAUGAGGAUCCAGGUCCAGCGCCUCAGUCUCCUCUGAUUGGGCUGAAACCCCUGCAGUUGCUGGAGAUUAAGGCUAGAGGGCGCUUUGGCUGUGUGUGGAAAGCCCAGAUGAUGAAUGAAUAUGUAGCUGUGAAGAUCUUCCCCAUUCAGGACAAGCAGUCAUGGCAGAACGAGCGAGACAUUUUCACCACGCCGGGAAUGAAGCACGAGAACUUGCUGCGAUACAUCGCUUCUGAGAAACGUGGGACCAGUCUGGAAAUGGAGCUCUGGCUCAUUACUGAGUUCCAUGAAAAGGGUUCUCUGACUGAUUAUCUGAAGGGCAGCGUUGUUAGCUGGAAUGAGCUAUGCCACAUAGCGGAAACUAUGGCUUGUGGCCUGGCCUACCUUCACGAAGACGUACCACGAUACAAAGGAGAAGGCCCUAAACCUGCUAUUGCUCACAGGGACUUCAAGAGUAAAAAUGUUAUGCUGAAGAACGAUCUGACUGCUGUUAUUGGUGACUUUGGGCUGGCGGUGAGGUUUGAGCCGGGAAAAGCUCCAGGAGACACUCACGGCCAGGUUGGUACACGGAGGUACAUGGCACCUGAGGUGCUGGAGGGAGCCAUUAACUUCCAGAGGGAUGCAUUUCUGAGGAUAGACAUGUACUCCAUGGGACUCGUGCUCUGGGAGCUGGUGUCCCGCUGCACAGCCGCUGACGGUCCAGUGGACGAGUACAUGCUGCCCUUCGAGGAGGAGAUCGGACAGCACCCGUCCCUGGAGGACCUGCAGGACGUCGUAGUACACAAAAAGAUGCGGCCCGUGCUGAAGGAGUGCUGGCUUAAACAUCCUGGACUGGAGCAGCUGUGCGAGACGAUAGAGGAAUGCUGGGACCACGAUGCAGAGGCUCGUCUCUCAGCGGGCUGCGUAGAAGAACGUCUCUCUCAGAUCCGGCGCCUCGGCAGCGGCCCUGCCUCCGACUGCCUCAUCUCUGUGCUCACCUCCGUUACCAACGUGGACUUAGCACCCAAAGAGUCCAGCAUCUGAGAACGAGCGGCAUUGGGGAUUUAAUAGAAAAAACUCGUAAAAUGAAACCCGAAGCGAAAGAAACAACCUUCGUCUUUCCAGACUCAGCGGAUCUCAGACAACAAUGAAUGCAGCUGCUAUUUUAUCCUGACAUUUUUUAAAUUAAUUAUCAUUAUUGUUAUUAUUAGUAUGAUUAUUAUUCUGAUCGGAUCAAUACUACCAGCACACUUCGCUACUGUAUUUUUAUCAAGAGAGGAAACACAAAAGUUUAAAAAUUAAACAAACAAAAAAAAAAAAUCAGAAAAAAAAAAAUACAAAACAGCAUAAGGACAUCUCAGAGCGCAUUCAGGUGCCGACUUAUGAAUGCUGACAAGAUGCAGGUACCUCAACUGUUUCAGUUCAGUGUUUUUUUUUUUUUUUUUUUCUUUUUUUUUUUUCUCUUUAUAUUCUUAUUUUUCUGUCUUCUGGACAGGCAAAACCAACCAACACAUCAAGCAACCAUUCACUAUGUUGGAAAAUACAACAAUGCUGCAAAACCUGAGAGGAACAUUUAUGACUGUUACAUUAACCUUCCUCAAGGGAUUUUUAUUUCCGAUUUUUUUAAGAACUUUUCCUCUCUCUGACUGUGUGCUAUUCAAAUUCUACGGAAAACGUGUCUUUUACGGAACUAACGGGUGUCUCUAGAACACAACAAAAUGUGGAAGACAACUGGAUUGUUUAUUUUUUUUGUUUGUUUGUUGGUUUUAUUUUCUUCAUUUGGUUCUGUGCUGUUGAAGCUGGCAACUGUGAAGAGGGGGUCGGUUCAGAAUUUUAUCAUGCGGAAACAAGAAUUUAGGUUAGAGAAAUUGGCUUUGCAUUUUAGAGAUAGCGGACGAGGAGAGGAUCUGGAUAACGUGUUUUGUUUGGUACGGAAUUAUUUCUCAGGUAACCAGUUUGGGUCAGGGUGUCAGGGGCGGGGCGGGGAUUUGUUGGGUGGUUGACUGCCAUUUAUCCCUAGUAAACAGAAGGAGAAAUGCUGAGGGGUCGGUUUUAACCCUAAAGAAAUUUAACACUAAAAUGUUCAUGCAAGACCAUGAUUUGAGUGUAUGUGUGUGAGUGUGAGAAUAUGAAUGAAUCUAUGAGUUGUGUGUGUGUGUGUGUGUGUGUGUGUGUGUGUGUGUGUGUGUGUGUGUGUGUGUGUGUGUGUGUGUAUGUAUAGUCUAGAGAGACCUUAUGAAAGGUUUGGCCCAAGUGGCCUUCAAAAUAUAUAUAUUUUUUUUCUUUGCAAAGUCCACGCACAUAUUGGAUACCAGGAUUUAAGGACCUUGACUGAAACAGCAGACUCAUGAUCGUUUAGAAAGCUUGUUUUUGCAAAUCUGAGAGAUUAGAAGGAUUUCGAUUUAUCGACUCUCAAGUGUGUCCCUUUUGCUUAUUAUCAGUAUCUCAGAGGGACCAAUUUUUAAGAAUUGGAUCUUGUGGGUCCUACAUUGUAGAUACUACACUUACAGCGCAAUAGGCAUGACAUUCAGCCCAGUCUUUUAUUAAGAGUGACUGAAACGCAUUUGCUCAAGAGAGAGAGAAAGAAAUAAAAGCAGGAACCCUUGUUUUUGUCUUAAAAGUGGCCACAGUUCACAUUUCUGUUUGCCACAGUAUAACCCAUGAAUGUCCACAAUGCUGCUGUUUCCACUCAAAGCUGAAAUAUUUCUGUAUAUUUUUUAUUUUCAAUCCAUUUCUUCUUUGCAUUACACAUGCGACUUCUCAGUAGAACUCAUUUUCCAAAUGCAACGCAACAUUAAAAAAACGACAAGGCUUCCGAGAAGAACGAGCGCAAAUCUAAACAAUAAAAAUUUGUAAGAUGACAAAACACAAAAAAGUAAAAAAAAAAAAAAAAAAAAAGACAAAAAAGAGAGAGGGAGAGAGAGAUAUUGUUCAUGAACCACAGACCACCUCAAACCAGAAAUACCUCAAAUUUUUCUAUGUGUAUGACUUGUGUUAUGUAUUCAGUUAGCUGUAUUGACUUGUAGUGAGUAUAUUUUGAUUUAAGUUGGCUUUUAAGAUUAGGGAGUUUUGGAAAAAUACAUAAAAAAAAAUUGUCCAAAAUCUUUUAAGAAGUGCUACCACAUUAUGGUGUAUAAAUAGAAAAACCCAUGUAAAUAGCUGUAAACAGAUGUAGAAUUCUGCCUAUCUUUGAGACCAGGGCAUUAAUCCCUUAAUUUGUGCCGGCUGUUCUGUUCUUUUUAACUCUCCUUUUCUUUCUCUGUCACUCAAAGGGACAUUGAACCUUUAAUAUCGGAUUAUAUGAACCUUUAUAGGAUGCUCUUCUCUUCUCGUGUCCGAUACGUACUGGAUUUGACAUUUGGAAAUUAACUUUGAAGUUUUUUCCUUUUAGAAUAAACUACAUAUAAACUAGCGCGCAUCUGAAGUGACACAUUGUCGCUCGCUUCACCUCACCAAAUUAUCUCUUUCCAAAUUGAAACCAAAAUUUUGCUGGCUUUUAUCGGGCACGCCGUACUGAUGUUGUUAUACAGCUAGUCAUGUUAUAAGCUUUCUUUCAGGGCAUGUAAUUAAACAAACAAACAAACAAAAAAAAGAGUAAAAAAGGUUUGGUGUCCCUCUGUUUUCCUCACUCUUCCUCAUGAGGCUGUGCAGCGGUUGCUUCGUGUUUCUUUCUAUGUCCUGACCAGAGCUUUAAGUUAUUUUUUACAAAUUUUUAUUAUUAUUCAUGGUGCCAUAUAACUUCUCCGGGAUAUUCACCUUCCAUCUGCAGUGCUGGAUGUGGGUAGAAUCAGGCCUGUGUGCGUGUGUGUGUGUGUGUGCGAAUGUGAGUGCGUGCUGAAGCUGGACUGAAGCUUCCAGGGUGGCCUGUGAUCACAGGGAAUAUUUUGAGGCCAUCUUUGCACUCAUGAACUCAGUGUAGGGUUUUUUUUUUUUCCUAUUUUUUUCCCUCCAUCCCCCCCAGUGCUAAAGAUAAAUGAACCAGGACCAGUUUUCAAAUAAUAUCAAAUACUUGUUGCCAAACCAGUUAGAAAUGUGUGAAUCCCAAAACUCGAAUCUCUAAUAAUCUUUACUUUACAUUUAGUCUGUUAAAUACCUUUUUAAAGAAGAUUGAUCGAUCGAUCGAUUGAUUGAUUUCCCCAAAGCUUCCACUGACUUUCAUGCCUUUUUUUUUUUUUUUUUUUACCACAGUUCAAUUGUUGUGUGUGCGUGUGUAUGCGAGCUCGGACAAUGUAGCAAGCAAUAUCCACAGCAAUAGCGUAGCAUUCUCUUUGAAGGGAUUAAACCUCUGGGCGACAUGAUCGAUCCCCAGGUACUAUACCAAAUCAUUGUCCUUAUAGUUGACCUUAGGCUGCUGUUGUGUGAUAAUGUACACGUUCCCAUCUUUCAAAUAUUUUUUUUUUUUUUUUUUUUUUUUAAUAAUACUAAUAUGUAGUCACGUAUUUUCUUUUUAAAAAUUGCAAGAUGGUAACCAAAGUUUUGUUUUAAUUAGUGUCUGUGGAACAGGUAAUGCCUCAUGUCUACUGAUCUAGAUAUACAUUUUUUAUAUAUAUAUAUAUAUUGUGUUGUCCAUUUGAGGAAUCUGGUGUUAAGGUGAUAUUACGUUCAAACUCCUUAUUAUUGUUAUUUUUUACAUUUUAAAAAAAGCUCUAAAUCAGGAUAAACACUAUGAUCAACAUCAUGGAUCACUGAUGCAAUACAACACCUCAUCUAUUAAUUUCCAGGCACUUAAGGGGGCGUUCUUGAGUAUUUCCUAAGAUGUUAUCAUGAUGUUUUUUGUGCCAAUUGCGUGACCGUUGCGUUCCCUGUAAUUCAUGUCACUUUAUGCCAGGUAUGUAUUUCCGUUUAUACAUUUUGGGUUUGAAAAGUGCUUGAUUUUAGCUUGUCUCUUUUACAGUAGGCACGGUUCUCUAGAAAAAUGGUUCACUGGUUCAUAUUACAAAGAUGGCCUCAUGGAAAGCUAGAUCAUUUCUAAAUUCAGGAACGUUACAAACCUCUCAUUUUCAGGGGUGUUCUGAUGUGCCUGUGUUAUUUUGCUGAAGCAGCCGCUGUUUUCUCUCUCGUCUUUAUCUCUGUCGCUCUCUCUGCCUCCCUGUUCCUCCCUCUCCACUUUGGUUGUAAUACUUUUCAGUAAAAUAGUAUCUAUAUAUACUGUAUAUGAUAUCAAAAUCUCUAAAAACGUGACCAGCUGUAACUCUGGAUGCAGUCUUAGAUCCAGGUUUUCAGGAACCGAUUACCUCAGAGCUCAUGUGAAUCAGUGUUGCUAGCUGGAUAGUUGUUGACAGAGAAAAUUUACACUAUUGUGUAACACACA
This is a messenger RNA of Silurus meridionalis, 6841 nucleotides long. RefSeq names its product activin A receptor type 2Ba (gene acvr2ba). Gene Ontology annotation, biological process: cellular response to growth factor stimulus; protein phosphorylation; activin receptor signaling pathway. The coding region runs from base 976 to 2574 and encodes 532 amino acids. NCBI's taxonomy places the organism in Eukaryota, Metazoa, Chordata, Actinopteri, Siluriformes, Siluridae. Gene Ontology annotation, molecular function: activin receptor activity; ATP binding; activin binding. The record is from RefSeq and is a predicted model, not a curated record. The transcript is spliced from 11 exons. Gene Ontology annotation, cellular component: plasma membrane; activin receptor complex.